Messenger RNA from Hypoxylon trugodes, 1544 nucleotides. RefSeq lists its product as uncharacterized. Gene Ontology annotation, molecular function: catalytic activity; iron-sulfur cluster binding. Lineage: Eukaryota; Fungi; Ascomycota; Sordariomycetes; Xylariales; Hypoxylaceae. Bases 282 to 1394 code for a protein of 370 amino acids. The record is from RefSeq and is a predicted model, not a curated record. The transcript is spliced from 3 exons.
AGUCUCUAAAAUCGAACAACGAAUACAAGCUGGAGAAGCGGAGAUAUAUAAAUCGGCAAUAGACGGAUGCCAAGCCGGCUUUUAUAUACAACUCCGCGUCAUACUUAGCUCCAUAAUUCUACCAAAAGUUCCCCGCAACUCGCCGGCGCGAAGCGAAUCUUCCUUCCAUAAGAUCAUUCUUGUCUUAUCUGAUCUUAAUUACAUAAAUCUACACUAAUCACAACUACAGGGUAAUAAAUCAGCCGCAAAGAACUACGCAAUCAUGCGAACAUCCCUUCACGAUGUUAUUAAGUAGCAGAGUGGGUGGUAGGGUACGGACCGGCUCUCGCGCAUUCAAUCUCAUCCGAAGGCCCCGCCAAAAUGUCAGAUCGCUUCACCUCGCGCCUCCGUUCCUGCUCGAUGACUACAUCCCGCGUUAUCAGCUAUUGUCCGAAGUCGAGGCUUCUAAAAAGCGAUCCCUCGCUUAUGCCCACCUUCGGAACUGCAACUUAUGCCCUCGACUUUGCGGUGUGAAUCGCUAUGAGAUGACGGGCAUGUGCCUGAUAGGACAAGAUGUAAAAGUCAAUGUAAUUGCGCCGCACUUCGGAGAGGAACCCUGCAUACAGGGCCAUAAUGGAAGUGGCUCUGUAUUCUUUUCCGGAUGUAAUCUACGGUGUACCUUCUGCCAGAACCAUGAUAUCGCUCAUCAAAGGAAUGGAUUCGAUCUAACACCUGAGGAACUGGCCCAAUGGUAUAUUAAGUUACAGGAUGUUGGCCAUGUUCACAAUAUUAAUCUGAUCACGCCCGAGCAUGUGGUGCCACAGGUCGCUCUCUCGAUCCUGCACGCUCGGGAUUUGGGUCUGAAGCUGCCGAUCGUGUAUAAUACGUCGGCGUUUGACUCACUCUCUUCGCUGGAGCUUAUGGACGGCCUUGUCGAUAUAUACCUCCCGGAUUUUAAGGUGUGGAGUAAGGCCGCCUCUCAGCGCCUGCUUAAAGCCGAUGAUUAUGCCUCCGUUGCCGCCAAGAGUAUCAAAGCCAUGCACGACCAGGUUGGUGAUUUAUGCUUUACUGGGGAUGGGGUAGCAAAGAAGGGUGUCCUGGUUAGACACCUCGUCAUGCCUGGAAAGGAAGCCGAGGCCGAACAGAUUAUGAAAUUCCUCGCGGAAAAGGUUUCAAGGGAUAUUUUUGUGAAUAUCAUGGAGCAGUAUCGACCUGAUGCCCAUGUUGGGAAGCCGAAGAGGAGGGCUAAGGAGACGGCUGAUAAGGCAGGUCAGGAAGGACAGGAGGAGGUUAGGUAUGCGGAGAUCAAUCGUCCUGUUACCAAGGAUGAAAUUUCGGUGGUGAGGAAGGCUGCUGAGGCUGUUGGCUUGUGGCGUUUUUGCGACCCUCCGAGGCAUGAUGGCUUUGCUAUAUAAAGACUUCGGACAAUGAUGUCGAAUUGCUAUUGUAACUAUAGUCUGGGUGUAUAUUAUCUGGGUAGAGUCUGGAGGCAUCUUUUAACAGUCCUAACUUCAUGCGCCAGAAUGAAAGCAUUCUUCCUUCAAUUACAACAGCCCUAGCGGCUU